CAGUCCUCUCGGCCCGCCUGGUCAAUGUGGGGGUAAAACUAACAGCAUCUCUGUUUGAAAUUAAAUCUAACGAGAUUAGAACUAGCCACAGCAACUUCCCCGUUAAUUUGUCGUCCCAGCUGGUGGUCAGUCAGUUGAUUCGCAGAAAGAUCCACUCUGUCAUCUGGGUGUGUCCGUAGGAUAAAUUUCGCGCCUGAGUUGAGUCCAGGCCACGUGCUUCAAGUGCUGAAGGUCAACGUUCGAAUUCUGCGAAAUGAAAUCCUCUUUAAUCUUCUCGCUAAUCGUCCUUGCGUUCCGAGCGACUUUGUCAUCGUCCGGACUGGUGCAGUCGGCGGCAAUUGUCGUUCUGGUGGCGAACGGAAGUGAUAUCACAAUCAAUUUGCCCGGCGAGUACAGCCACAACCGGUUGCUGAACGUGGUGAGCGAUUCCGGAAACAAUAACCCGUCGGUGUUCGAUUGGGUCGGCGGCAAUGGGGCGAACAAGGCUCCGCGGCUUUCCAUCGGGGGUGGCAAUCAGGGAAGCAAUGGCGGAGGAGGUCGAGGUGGGGGCGUUGGGGCAGCGGUGAUUGAUGCACUCUGGAAAGCGGAAAGUUCAACGGCUGCUGGAGCUGGACAGGAUGACGAAUAUGUCGAUAGCGGCGAGAGUGAAGAAUCUAAAAAAGUCACUAUCAUGCAAACCACGAAUGCUGCGGAAACGACCACUGCGCGGAGCCUGGCCGUGGCGAGUGGUUCCUCGAGAACAACAUUGAAUACUUGGCACUCGAAGUACGUGACCGCGGCAUUGAACCAUCCCGAUUGAAGGCUUUGGAAUGUUCAAUCUGUGAUAGUUGUUUUCUUAAGAAACCAUUGUGCAAUAGAGAUCAGUUUCAUUGAAAGAGUAUUAGAUUCACAUCUGUAAUUUAUCUGGAAAGUGAAGGUAAGUAAGUAAUUGGUCAAAUUUAAGUAAGUUCCAAAAUUAUUGGAAAGCAAUAAAAUCUCCAAAUCGUUUGUCCAAGACAAAUCAAAAUCUAAA
This is a messenger RNA of Aedes albopictus (Asian tiger mosquito), 1012 nucleotides long. RefSeq lists its product as uncharacterized. The record is from RefSeq and is a predicted model, not a curated record. NCBI's taxonomy places the organism in Eukaryota, Metazoa, Arthropoda, Insecta, Diptera, Culicidae. Bases 254 to 799 code for a protein of 181 amino acids. The transcript is spliced from 2 exons.